AUGGAACAUGUGAACACUUUCAACGACCAUCAGAAGCAGUCACAUGGACUAUACUUCAGGACAUACAAUCUAGGGUGGUGGAACCACCCUAAUUUUUCAUGGAAGCAGAACCAACUGGUGAAUCAGGGUGGAGCCCCUCAUCAUGCUCACAAUCAAUACCCUCCUAGAUUUCCAUCGGUUCAGACUCGUGGUCGCUCGGCCCAGCCAUCACCAUCACCUGCUUACCAAGCUCCCACUCAAGUACUGGGGUUGGUCUCACAAUUGUUGGAGGAAACUCUAAAGGACUUCAUGAAGAUGGCAGGCCAAUCCAUCAGUGAAGUGAGGAGUGCGACAAUGGUCAACACCCAAGCGAUUGCCAAGCUGGAGAGUCAGAUGGGACAAAUCACAAGUCACUUGGGUGAAAGAGAGAAGGGAAAGUUCCCUAGUCAGCCCGUACCCAACCCAAAGGGACAGUGUGCGGUUGGAAGUUCAUCAAAUCCUACGCACAGGCAAGAGCAGCAAGUACCGUCAUAUGCCAAGUUCUUGAAGGACUUGACAACUAUCAAGAGGAAGACGAAUGUCCUAAAGAAGGCAUUCCUGACCGAGCAAGUUAGCUCAAUCCUGCAAUGCAAAUUGCCCAUCAAGUACAAGGACCUUGGGUGUCCUACUAUUUCUUGCAUGAUAGGAGUUAGCCGUAUUGAGAGGGCAUUAUUGGAUUUUGGAGUGAGUGUGAAUCUUUUGCCCUACUCAGUUUACUUACAAUUGGGGUUAGGGGAGUUGAAGCCCACAUUGAUUACACUCCAAUUGGGUGACAAGUCAGUGAAGGUUCCACAGGGAAUAAUCGAGGAUGUCUUGAUUAAAGUUGAUAAGUUUCAUUUCCCUGUGGAUUUCAUUGUGCUAGACACAGAGCCGGUUUCGAAUGUUGGGAUUCAAAUCCCGAUAAUUCUAGGGCGACCAUUCUUAGCUACGGCUAACGCCCUCAUUAAUUGUAGGACAGGGAUAAUGAAGGUAUCCUUUGACAAUAUGACAGUGGAGCUGAAUAUUUUUCACAGCAGCAAGCAACCAUUGGAAUUUGAAGAAGUAAAUAAUGUAUGCGCGAUAGAGGAGAUCAUUGAGGACACAGUUGAAGAAACGAGCAUGGAGGACCACUUGGAGUCAUGCCUUGCUCAAUUUGGAGAGGAUUUGAACUUAGAGAAAUUGCUUGAGCAAGCAGAUGCUAUUCUAGAGAAUGGUCCUCUGGUGAGUAAUGAGGAGGAGGAGGCAGCAGUACACGAGCCACCAAAAAAGGAACUUAAGCCAUUACUGGAUACUCUUAAGUACAAGUUCCUCGAUCUAGUAGAUUCUUUGCCUGUGAUCAUAGCUUCUGAUUUGGUUGGUGCUCAAGAGGAGAAGUUAUUGGAUGUUUUGAGAGAGCACAAGGAGGCUAUCGGAUGGACUAUUGAAGAUAUUAAGGGGAUCAGCCCCUUAGUGAUGGUGGAGCGCUUGGUUGGGCACUAUUCUGGAUAUAACCAGAUCCCUAUGGACCCCGAAAAUCAGGAGAAGACGACUUUUACUUGUCCUUUUGGGACGUUCACCUACUGUCACAUACCCUUUGGGUUAUGCAAUGCACCCGCCACCUUUCAGCAGUGCAUGAUGAGCAUAUUCUCAGAUAUGGUAGAGCAUUUCCUGGAGUUUUCAUGGACGACUUCUCCUUCUUCGGUUCUUCAUGUGAGGAGAGUUUACACUGCCUCACUUUGGUCUUAG
Messenger RNA from Corylus avellana, 1722 nucleotides. NCBI's taxonomy places the organism in Eukaryota, Viridiplantae, Streptophyta, Magnoliopsida, Fagales, Betulaceae. The record is from RefSeq and is a predicted model, not a curated record.